CACGGUUGGAGUGAGUCGCACGUGAGCUCCGAGCAGGAUGAUAUUCACUCGUCUUUCUUCCGCCAACUUGGUUGCCACUCUCACUCCACGACAGCAACCAUUGGAUUUGCCUUAUUGUAUAUACAUCAACAUACCCAAUACAUCGCUAUCCCGAUCAUCUCCUGUUGUAAAGGGACAUCCUCAGCGCGGCGGUGCCGAUACACAAAUGCCGUUCCCGUUUGUGCUGUCCACCACAUCGCGCGCCUCCUUUACCGACAGCCUGAGCUCGACUACUCACCCCUCGUUGCCGUCUACGGCUUCUUCUCGACGCUCAGUUCUUCGGGCGGCGUUGAAGAGCCACAAAAGGCUCUCGCCAUCCGAUCAGGCGACGAACCUGCCAGCGGUCGUCACUGCAAUCCAGGAUUACUUACGAUAUCUUUUGACCCUAGAUCUUGCCCUCUGCGGAAAGCCCGUUUCUGGUGAAGAUGUCGAUGCCACGUUGAUCAGAGAGCCUCAAUUCGCAUGGCGUCCGACUCUAGGCGCAGGCGGCAUCCCAGGCCGGGAGAAUGAGAGAAUCAAGGGACAAGGAAUCGACUACGAGAUCUUCUUCGUCCAUCACACGCUCGCCCUAGUGCAGAAUUUACUCGCCAGACAGUCAUUGCUGGGAUUAUAUGCUUCGACCAGUCCAACGACAGAGCAGCGGACUGCGGCGAUUCAAGCUGCAACCAAAUAUCUCAAAGUGGCCCAUUCUCUCCACUCCUAUCUCCUCCUCAGAGCGAAGUCUUCAACAGAUGGGCCGCUUCACUUCCCACCAAGUGCUGUCGAUGUUUCUUUGGAAGUUCAAUCAGCCCUCCAGCAUCUGACACACGCAGAAUUCAAUCUCCUAUGUGUUCUGAAGGAUGACCCAUAUCCCGCCUUGCUGAUCCAGUCCCGCAACAAGGAUGACAGAGACUGGAUGAUUCGGCCACCUACGAUACCCAAAGUUCGCGCCCAGGUGCUGACCAGGCUUUGCAUCGGAGCGGCGGAACAUGCUUCGCUUGCCACGGUGGCACUCAAGUCUGACAGCUACAAGGUCUCCAAAGACCUGCUGGAGUACUGCGAAGGGAUUCGAAGAGCUUCUCGCGCCAAAGCUUGCCGAUUCCAGGCUCUGGAUGAAGACAUGGCCGGGUCGACGGGCAAGGCUAUUGCGUGGCUAAGGGCGGCGAGGAAUGGUCUCGGGCUUGAAGUGGGCAAAGAUGGUGCCGCCAAGUCUUCCGGGCUGGGCAAGUUGAAAGCCUCGUGGACGGAGAGGAGAGAAGACAAAAAGAUCGAAAAAGGCAGUGCAAGCUGGGGCAUGGAUGGCGGUAAACUAGAAGAAGCACGCAUUGUCGAGUAUCUGGACCAGAAGAUGAACAAGGAAAACGACACGAUGAACAUACAACUCGUCCCCGAAUGGAAGCCAUUGCUGGCGACCUUGCCCAGCGGGAUGAACAUGCCGAUUGAUGAAAAAUGGAAACCAACUGUUCUAGAAGAGGAUGAGCUGGCGGCCAUGCGUGCACCACCCGAACAUUAUGAUAUGGCCGAUGGUGGUAGUUCCGAGGAUGAGGAUGGGAGUCCGAAGCAGCCGGUGGGCGCUUUCCCGGGCACACACGGCGACUAUGGCGGAAAUGUGACGACGACGUACUACUGAUGAAAGACUCCCUUGUGGGAAGUAAAUCCUCGUUUGCUCCACGGGAAGCAAUCCAAAGAUAUAUGCCCAGCUUUCCCGACAACCAGGGGGCGUCAAGGGCCUCUGAAGCUACACUGUACGGUGGCUGCGUGGCGAGUAUUGGGUGCAUGACUCGCGAGCAUUGAUGCUAACUUCACGACUGACUCGCCGCAUCGACUUCUCCCGAGGCCUCCUUAGCCCCUUGCGCACCCGUUUCAGGGCCGUUUCAUAUUUGCGUGGUUGGUCCACCAUCACCAUUACUCACAACGUACGUGCAUCUUGUUACAGGAUGGCCGAGUCCGGAUAUGUGAUGCGCUCUGGUCAGCCACGUCCGAUGAUCCAAUGUGAUCUUCGCCCCUAGCUGCCCGGUGCAACGCGCAGGCUGAGGCUGGGAUCCGCGGCGCGUGUCGAAACAGGACACCGCGUUUUCCCCCGUCGCGGUCGGUGGCAGGUGUUCUGUCAUCCAUGUUCGGCCUUACCUGGCGUGCCUGAGUUCGCCCCUUUAUACCGAUACUGAGCACAACGUAAGCGCACAACACACCGAAGUUCAGUCCGGGCCGCAUUCUGACGCCUGAGCCUGUGCGAUGCUGGUUUGAUAGGACCUGGUAGGUUGGCAAUGCGCGACGUUGAUAAGCAUUCACGUCCCCCUCAAUGUCGGCAUACUACUGUUCGAUGUGAUGUAUUUUGCCCUACGCACUUCAGCUGCGCUUUCCAUGUUUGUCUCAUUCCUUUCUAUGUGCGCAAACCGCUGGUCGGAUGUAUCUCAAAAGGCUGAAUCAAGCGUCGAGCUACUUUUUAAGCUAGCUCCUUAUUGUCACUAUCGCCCAACCCCAACUAUUGUCCAGCCGCUCCUAUGAUGAAGCCCCUACAUCAGGUGGGCGCAACCAUAUCAAUACUCUUGUCGACAAUAACACCUUUGAGCCAGGGACUUCCGAUGGUGGUGGCGGUAGUACUACCGAAGACUACUAUGCGAGAUGCACAGCAAUCUAUCUCAACCAUCAUCAACAUCUCCCACAAGAGACACGAGGAAUCUCAUCGUUUCGUCGAAAGAUUCGUCCCUUACCAGCCCAAUAUCGCCAACAACACGAGCAGCACGAUCCCGACGCCAGCUUCUUCCACUGAUCCCAAUGAGAGUGCAGUAUCAGCAACGUCGGCAGGUACGACUACUGGUCUAUGUGUGAGCUGCUUGGGCCCAGUCUCGACAGUGGACGCAAGUGGACCUCUGGCGCCUAUUUCAACCGUUACUGUUGGGGUAAUCACCACUGCUUCAAGUCUGGCUACAGCAACCACUCCCUCAGCGGACGUUGGUACCCUGACGCUGACUACAACAAUGACAAUGGCUGCAUCAACAGCCACAACGAGUCAGCUAAUGUAUGGAUCUGAAUCUGGAUCUGGAUCUGCACUUUCUGAUACCGGUUCUCAACCCGAGUCAGCCGCAAUGUCGACCUCUCUACCACCUGGUAUCCGAACUUUCCCACCGGUCACGGCCAUCUCUACUGCCGAUUCUCCUGGUGAAACCACGCCCAUACCCGCAGCUGCUACCAAGAUAACGACAACGAUUUCUUUCUUCACUAUCUCUGUCCUGAACCCGACUACAAGCACGAGCACGAGCACGAGCAUAAGAACAGGCUGUCCGUCUCGCUCUAUCAGUGCAGACCAGUCGACGCAGUCAUUACCGGUCAUAGUCACCAUUGGUCUACUGCCGUUCCAGACGAGUCUGUCUGCAACGUGAUGAACACAUGACUCCUGCAACGAGAAGUAAUACUCUACUCUACUAUUAUAAUAUAUCAUACCCCCUUUCCUACGUACAGAAGUGUACAGUACCUGAUUACAGUAAUAAUGUGCGGUGCCGUCGACGCCAGCGCUUACCCCUCGCGGUCACCAACCAGAUCGGAUUCGGGGUUCACACAAUGCUUCCCGUUGUCGUCGUGGUCAAUUACCUGAUCUGGCGUGAUUGAGUCAAUUCUCGCCGGGCCCCGGGUGUGGAUCGCUGGAAUCGCUGGGUGUUUCCGUAUGUGAAAUAACCCUACAAAUGGCGGUCAGGCACCACUGCACCUAUGAACAAUUGUAUGCACCCUCUCCGAUGUGAUGCUGUGCUCUAUCCUUGGGGAAAAGGGAACUCAAAACAGUGCUCGUGAGUUGCGACAAGGGAGGUCCAUAUCACGCAAGACGCGGCCGGCGGAGUUAAGUACACAUGCACCCACCUAGUCGGUGGUAGAGUUCUUCCCGCACUGCACCGCGUAUACAAAUUCUGCACAAUAAUUCUACCACCGACUAGGUGGCACCCCAUCUCCAUUUCCGUUUUUGUAGGGUACUAUCUCCAGCUGCCACUUCAACGCGAAAUGCUAGUCCAAUUCCGAGCUGUAGAACUACAUUGGGAGCCUGUUAUUUACGUUCGGGGAACAUAGGGACUGCAGCGGGAUAUCUAAUAUGUACAUUUUGUC
This is a messenger RNA of Exophiala dermatitidis NIH/UT8656, 4110 nucleotides long. RefSeq lists its product as uncharacterized. Bases 38 to 1648 code for a protein of 536 amino acids. Lineage: Eukaryota; Fungi; Ascomycota; Eurotiomycetes; Chaetothyriales; Herpotrichiellaceae. The record is from RefSeq and is a predicted model, not a curated record. The transcript has a single exon. Gene Ontology annotation, biological process: cellular response to pH. Gene Ontology annotation, cellular component: plasma membrane.